Molecule: messenger RNA, 985 nt
Organism: Asparagus officinalis (garden asparagus)
Lineage: Eukaryota; Viridiplantae; Streptophyta; Magnoliopsida; Asparagales; Asparagaceae
Product: nifU-like protein 1, chloroplastic
Biological process (GO): iron-sulfur cluster assembly
Cellular component (GO): mitochondrion
Molecular function (GO): iron ion binding; iron-sulfur cluster binding
Source: RefSeq, a predicted model, not a curated record
CCUAAAAUAUACCCUAAUUUUUGUGCGCGCGUGUGAUAAUUGCUUUGUUCUUCCCAGGGGAAGCGAUGACCCCCCUCCCCGUUCUCGGCCGAGCUCAAACCUCCCUCUUCUCACCUCCGCAAAUCCCCAGAUCCCAUCCAAGUAAUCCCCUCUCCUCCCUCAAAAACCCCCAACUCCACAAAAAGCGAAGUCUUUUCGCACGUGUCUCUUCUUCGGCCGGAGAUCCCGUCGCCGCCCGACCAGCGGGACCCUCUCCUCCUCCUCCUGCUCCUCCUUCGUCUGGGCUCUACUCUGCCAAGCUGUACGAUCUCACCGCGGAGAACGUGAACCUGGUGCUCGACGACGUCAGGCCUUACCUCAUCGCUGACGGCGGGAACGUCGACGUCGUGUCCGUCGAGGAUGGAGUCGUCUCUCUCCAGCUCCGAGGAGCAUGUGGAAGCUGUCCCAGUUCAACCACAACCAUGAAAAUGGGAAUCGAGAAAGUGUUGAAGGAAAAAUUCGGGGAAGCAAUCAAAGAUAUCCGCCAAGUUUCUGAUGACCCACAAAAUGCACUCACUACAGUUGAGGCUGUGAAUGGGCAUUUGGACAUACUGAGACCUGCCAUUAAAAACUAUGGCGGAAGUGUUGACGUGGUUUCUAUAGAGGGCGGGGAUUGCCACGUCAGAUAUGUGGGGCCCGACUCGAUUGGGUCAGGAAUCAGAGCAGCCAUUAAGGAGAGGUUUCCAGAAAUUGUGAAUGUCGUAUUUACCAGCUAAACCGAGCUGGAGUGCUUUCAGUAGCUAUAGAUGGUUAUACCUUAUACAUACCUGAUACCUGUGAGAUUUUAUCUCUUGUCAAAAAUUAAGUAAAUUUUCAUAUUUUUUGCAUGUGAUGCUGAAAUCAUGGUUUGUGUUCAUAAUUUUUGCAGCAAAACUGAAACUUUGAUCUGUAUUGGCUCUUGAAUUGGUUUGUUAUUAGCUUGUGCUGGUUUGGUGGUUCUUUGAUA